Molecule: messenger RNA, 1071 nt
Organism: Erigeron canadensis
Lineage: Eukaryota; Viridiplantae; Streptophyta; Magnoliopsida; Asterales; Asteraceae
Product: subtilisin-like protease SBT4.3
Exons: 5
Coding region: 1-1071 (356 amino acids)
Biological process (GO): proteolysis
Molecular function (GO): serine-type endopeptidase activity
Source: RefSeq, a predicted model, not a curated record
AUGGAGAAAGGAAUACUCACAGUCCACAGUGGCGGGAAUUCUGGUCCUGCAAUACACUCUGUUUCAGAUGAUGUGCCGUGGAUCUUUACCGUUGCAGCAAGCUACACGGACAGGAGAAUUGUUGAUAAAAUUCUUCUUGGGGAUGGUUCUAUUCUAGUGGGUAAUUCUGUUAUUGCUUUCCCUUCGAGUGCCGCAGAAAUGCCUCUUGUUUACGGCAAAGAAGUAACCCACACGUGCUCUGAAUCAGAUGCAACAUCACCUGAUGUAACAGCACCCGGAGUGGAAAUUCUAGCUGCUUUUUCACCAUUAGGUUCCCCUUCUGGAUUAUCUUACGACAAGAGGCAUGCGAAGUACACUAUAAUGUCAGGGACAUCAAUGGCUUGCCCACACGUUAAUGCCGCUGCGACUUUCGUCAAGUCGUUUCACCCCAAUUGGUCUCCAUCUGCAGUUAAAUCUGCACUAAUGACUACAGCCAAGGAGAUGAAUGCUGGCCUUAACAGAGAUGCUGAAUUUGCAUAUGGAUCUGGCCAUAUCGAUCCUUUAAAGGCCACGGAUCCUGGUCUUCUCUAUGAGAUGUUUCUUGAUGACUACCGCAACAUAUGGUGCCACAUGCCGACAAGCAUUGGAACAUUCACAAAUGGCAGUGCUAGUUGUCCACUCAAAACGUCACAUAAACAGUUAAACUACCCAUCCAUGGCAGUGCAAGUUGAAACGAAAUCCGCAUUUGAGAUUACUUUCCCAAGGACUGUAACAAAUGUCGGUCCACCUCGUUCAACCUACACUGUAUCAGUAACAGGAAGCCAGGAUUUGAGAAUCAGUGUCGAGCCCAACACUCUAGCAUUCACCUCUGUAAAUGAGAAGAUGUCUUUUAGUGUGACGGUCAGAGGAAGAAUUAAGUCACCGUUUACAGUAAAGAGUGUGUCUUUGAUAUGGACAGACUCAAUCCACCAUGUACGUAGUCCGCUCGUGGUAUAUACCUUGAAUUCCACUUCUGUGGGAGAAGCACCUCCGACAUCAUCAAGGUUUUGCAGCGUUACUUUAAUCCUUUUGGUGAUUGUACUUUUGUACUGA